Molecule: messenger RNA, 1163 nt
Organism: Setaria italica (foxtail millet)
Lineage: Eukaryota; Viridiplantae; Streptophyta; Magnoliopsida; Poales; Poaceae
Exons: 7
Coding region: 42-611 (189 amino acids)
Cellular component (GO): chloroplast inner membrane; chloroplast thylakoid membrane
Source: RefSeq, a predicted model, not a curated record
UUUGCUGGUUCUUUAGGAAAGAUCUGGGGCUACAAGUAGCUAUGUUGCUAGUUUUGUGCCGUGUUUGGUCUUCAGUCCCUACUGAUGAGGAACAGAUGCACGACUGUAAAAGGGCGCAACGAAAGGGUGGGGCGCAUACAAAUACAUUUGGCUGCAGGAGUAACAAGCUGAAGUCCAACAGAAAUCGUUUGCAGCUUGCAGUUCCUUCAAGUUCUGACAAUGCAAAUUACUGCACAAAGUUAACCAUCUGCAGAGCACAGAGUGAAGAUUCUAAAGGUGGUGGAGGAUUCCUGACCGGCUUUCUUAUUGGGGGAGCAAUCUUUGGAACACUGGGCUAUGUCUUUGCCCCUCAGAUCAGCAGAACAUUAGAUUCUUUGUUGGAUGAAAAUGGACAAGAUAGUGAAUCUGAUGAAACUGGCCUCCAAAGGGUGCCAAGACCACGGCGUGGUCAAUAUUAUGAUGAAGGUUUGGAGAAAACGCGUCAAACACUGGGCGACAAGAUAAGCCAACUGAACUUGGCAAUUGACAAAGCUGCCUCACGGCUGAAACGUGUCACUGGCAAUGUCGAAAAUGAGGCCUUGACAGAUGAAACAGAAGUAGAGCCUUCAUAGAACCUAUUGGGAUGCCCUCAUUGAAUGAUAACGAGCAUGUGGUAGAAAACUUGAAUGAACAUGGUUUUGUGCAAGGUGAAAGUGCAACAUAAUCAUCAUCCAGGGAGGAAAAAAAAGGGUGCAACCUGAUGGUUUCUAGUUUCAUCAGUUUCAGGAAUACAUCAAUGUCUACAUGCAAUCUUUUUUUCGACGAACGUCUACAUGCAAUCUGGAUUCUGGAGAGGUGAAAUUGUCGGCCUGUUUACCAAUUGACAGCAAGGAUCACGCUCGCAGCUAAAAUCUUUUGUACUCUUGCAAUUCUCUCAGACAUUUUUGCCUCAUGUGAGUUGGUAGUUCUGUGAUAAGUAGAAGAGUCCAAGGAUUUGUCUGACUUAGCUUGGUGCAGUCAAUGUACUGCGUAAUGUUUUUAGCUGAUUGAUUCUUCCAGCUAGGAGAUGUCCGUAACAUUCCAACUUUUGAAGUUUUAGGGAGCCCAUGGUUUUACCGGGGGCUCCUAUGUGGCUUCUGGAAGCUAGUGGCUUCUGGAAGCUAGAUAAGCUUCAUAGCUUUAAA